AUGGCAAACCAACCUCCCACAGUCCACUACACAGUCGACCCAUCCACCAACCCAGCCCUCUGGCCACCACCCGCCCCAGACACAGAGAAUGCCGUCAUUUACAGAGUCGAUGUAAUAUUUAUCAACGUCAACGGCCAUUCCGAUCUUCGCAUCGUUCGAACAGGCACUGACGAACAUGUUCACCAUGCUGUCAUGCAAGUUACAAAGCACAUUGCUCGGGGCAUCUAUCGGAUCGUUAGCAUGAACGUUAGCGAGUACUCUUGUGUGGUGGUCAUGGAGACUGAAAAGUCGAUGGAGGAACUCAAGUCCCAUGGGUUUCCAUGGGAUAGGGAGAGUAAUCCGCAGCCGGAGGUGGUUCUCAGAUGA
Molecule: messenger RNA, 366 nt
Organism: Fusarium coffeatum
Lineage: Eukaryota; Fungi; Ascomycota; Sordariomycetes; Hypocreales; Nectriaceae
Exons: 1
Coding region: 1-366 (121 amino acids)
Source: RefSeq, a predicted model, not a curated record